Scedosporium apiospermum is the source of this 1152-nucleotide messenger RNA. RefSeq lists its product as uncharacterized. The transcript is spliced from 4 exons. The record is from RefSeq and is a predicted model, not a curated record. Gene Ontology annotation, cellular component: U2-type prespliceosome; U1 snRNP; precatalytic spliceosome. Bases 1 to 1152 code for a protein of 383 amino acids. Gene Ontology annotation, biological process: mRNA splicing, via spliceosome. Gene Ontology annotation, molecular function: U1 snRNA binding; mRNA binding. NCBI's taxonomy places the organism in Eukaryota, Fungi, Ascomycota, Sordariomycetes, Microascales, Microascaceae.
AUGACUGACAAACUGCCCCCCAAUCUCCUCGCGCUUUUCGCGCCGCGACCACCCCUGCGAUACCUCGAGGCCCCAGACCAUCCUCCCGAGAAGCGUAGAACCCAACCUAUAUCGGGAGUUGCCGCGUUUCUCCCCGCGCUGCAGGCCUACAAGGAGACAGAUGUCUACGAACCGACGGAGAGUUGGCUGGAGAUGAGGGAUCGCAAGAAGUUGGAGCGGAAGGCGGAAUUGGAGAAGCUGUUGACUGAAGGCCCUAAGCACUUCAAGCCUAAUGAGGACCCUAAUGUCCGAGGCGAUCCUUUCAAGACCCUGAUCGUCGCGCGGUUAAGCUACGACGCGACGGAGCAGGACUUGGAGAGGGAAUUUGCUAGAUUCGGUCCUAUUGAAAGGAUCCGAAUCAUUACCGAUACCCACGCCCACCUACGACCUAAGAAGAAGAAGAAGCCCCAUAGGGGUUACGCUUUCGUAGUAUUUGAACGAGAGCGAGAUAUGAGAGCUGCUCUGGAAGCCUGCGAUGGCAUUCGCAUCAGAGACCGACGUAUCAAGGUAGACGUCGAGAGAGGCAGGACCGUAAAAGGUUGGAAGCCAAGGAGACUAGGCGGUGGCCUGGGCGGUCGUGGCUAUACUAAGGCAAUGCCUUCCCGCCCUGUGGGCCCCGGUGGUUUUGGAGGUGGCUUCAGAGGUGGAUUCCGCGGUGGCUUCGACGGUGGUAGGAGUCGGGGCGGGUAUCGUGGCGGCGGUGGCUUCCGGGGAGGUGGCGGCUUCCGAGGAGGGGACCGUGGUGGCUCUAACGGCUAUGGCGCUCCCAGUAAUGCGCCCUCAGGCCCUGGUUCUGGUUAUGGCGGCCGAAGUGGCGGCUAUGGCGGUGGUGACCGGGGCCAGGACAGAAGCCAGGGCGGCGGUGGUGGGUAUGACUCACGUGCUUCGGGACGCUCAUAUGAUGACAGACAUGGCGGUGGCGGCGGUGGCUACCGCGAUCGACACGAUAGAGAACCGCGGCGCACUGGAAGCAACAUGGAACCCAUACGACCUAGGGAGAAUGGUGGGUAUCGUGACAGAGACUACGACAGGCCCCCCCGCGAUGAUGACAGGAAACGCCACUAUGAAGGCGGCAGCGGAUAUGACGAACCCCGGAAGAUCCGUCGCUACUAA